AUCGAACCGAACUCUCUUGAACCGAGUUACUUGAACUGAAUCUAAUGAGUCGAACUCACCGAAAUGAAUCUUUUUGUACUGCCGGGAAAGACCCUCUGCCGGGAUGAAGCGAACUGUACGACACCUGGAACGAAGGACGGGGACAGGACACGGCAUCAGUCUCCACCAAGCAGCUUGUCCCCUGUGAGGACUCUGUCUCCUCCAAGCAGCUUGUCCCCUGUGAGGACUCGGUCUCCUCCAAGCAGCUCGUCCCCUGUGAGGACUCGGUCUCCCCCAAGCAGCUCAUCCCCUGUGAGGACUCGGUCUUCUUCAAGCAGCUCUUCCCCUGUGAGGACUCGGUCUCCUCCAAGCAGCUCGUCCCCUGUGAGGACUCGAGAUAAAGAGAUCAAGAGGAAGAAGAUGAAGAGAUGAUGUUAUGGACUCGUCUCUGAGCAACAGUUUAAGCAAAAGUCUCAUCUCACUCGUUCCUGUUCAGUAUCUCACCUCAGGCCUGGGGAUAUCAAAGAUUCCUGUAGAUGAUGUGUUGUGUAUACAGUAGAACAUCAGCUGUAGGAGAACCAGGGAAUAAUUGACCAAACAAGGAUUUGAAUAU
Molecule: messenger RNA, 592 nt
Organism: Silurus meridionalis
Lineage: Eukaryota; Metazoa; Chordata; Actinopteri; Siluriformes; Siluridae
Product: mucin-7-like
Exons: 2
Coding region: 64-411 (115 amino acids)
Source: RefSeq, a predicted model, not a curated record